CGCGACAAUUAUCUUCAGAGCUCACAACCAUUACGAGCUGUCAACACAUCCGAACAUCCUAACCACACCUAUCGUAGUCUCGGACUGCAAUUCGCCAUUUCUACCCUCGGAGUAUCACGUUCAUAUGCGCGAGUAAAUAGCAACAUCCUGCUCAGCAAUCCAGUGAGCGACGGCUCUGCAACUCUCGCGCAAUUGCUCACGAACUCCCUACCCGUGGGCUGUAAUCGCCAAUCCCGACGGAUCUUGUUUGCGCCUCAUUUCAAAAGAGCUCCGGCUUCUGGAGCUACAAAGCGUGUCUACAAUAAUCUCUCAUUGAGCAUCGCCAGUCAGCAGUAAGCUAUAGGCGGGACGCGCAGACAUAUAUUGAAAAUGGUUGGCAAGAAGUCUGGCCGAGCCCAACUUAAGGAAGAAGGGCUCGAACGAACGGAUAAUAACCUCGACCUCACAACAUGGCCUCAAGUAUCGAUGAUCAACCAGAAGAACUACUAUACCGAGUUCCUGAAACGCGAAGAACAAUUUCUAGCCUUUCGAGCUCCUCAGGAGGAAGCCACUGCACGCAUGGUACAACAAGCGCGAGACAAGGACCGCGCAUUGGCAUUCGGUGCGUCUGUUGACGGCAACAUAGAUCAAGCAGAGGAACAAACAGAAGAUGUGGCAGCAGCGUCUACGCAGGACUACUCCUCCAAAUUGGUUAUCCUUCACGUAGGGAGUCAGAAUCUGAGGAUCGGCCUGGGUACCGAUGCCCUACCUAAAUCCGUGCCCAUGGUCAUUGCUCGGCGAUGGAAUGAGAGCGAGUCUGAAGAGGGAGACGGUGAACCAUGCCCCAAGCGACAGAAGGUGGAUGGUACAGCUGCUUCGCCAGAAAAGUGGUUUGGCGAGGAUUUUGCCAAUCAAUACCAAACGAUGUGCUCAGAACUGAGAACUCGCAUGCGCAAUAAUAAGCGCAGGGUUCUGCCCAAUUCCAAGGAACUCGUAGUAAACUACAACCGACGCGCAACGGCCGAGCAUAUUUCUGAGCAUAACGAUGUUAUCCAGGUUGAAUGGACAGAAUUGCCGACGGAUCCAAAGAAAGCACCCGAGUACUUCACAGGAAAUGAUGCCCUUCGUCUUCCUGAGAAGUCUAAUCCUAGAUAUAAGCUGUUCUGGCCCAUCCGGAAUGGUACUUUCAAUGAGAAGGACUACAACACGCGGAGCCAGAUUUAUCACGAUAUUUCAAAGAUAUUCGAAGAUGCACUGAAAACCCAAUUGGGGGUUGCUGACCCGAAAGAUCUUGCGAAUUAUCGCUGUGUUUUCAUAAUCCCUGAUCUCUAUGAACGAGAAUACGUGACCAUGAUUCUCGAUAUCCUUAUCAAGGACCUUGGGUUUGGGAAGGUCUGUCUACAACAAGAGAGUCUAUCAGCUACAUUUGGCGCUGGGUACUCAAUUGCGUGUGUAGUCGACAUUGGUGCUCAAAAGACUUCGAUCUGCUGCGUUGACGAAGGUUUGUGCAUUGAGGAAUCGCGGAUAAACAUGAAGAUGGGCGGUGCGGAUGUAUCGGAGACAUUCAUCAAGAUGAUGCUCUUCGAUCAUUUCCCAUACUCGGAGAUGAAUUUGAAGAGGAGGUACGACUUCUUGCUAGCAGAGGAACUGAAGCAGAAGUUUUGUUCCAUGGAUGAAUCCCAAGUUACAGUCCAGACACUGGAUUUUCAUUUACGAGCUGCCGGCCAGAACACGCGACGAUAUCAGUUCAAGACCUAUGACGAGACAAUGCUAUCCGUGAUGGGUUUUUUUAAGCCACAGAUAUUUGAUCAUUCGCGAAAAUUAGAAGGACGCAGGAGUGUCAUACAGCGCGCGGUUGAUCUCUACGAUGGCGCACCUAAUGAUCCUUUAUCGACUGCGCAAGAGACUGUCAUUAACAAUGCUGCCGGACAGGCACCGGCAUCCAAUGGUACCCAGGAGGCCACCAAUGGGCCCCCCGUCAUGGCCACACCAAGUCGCCAUAAUCUCAUCAAUAGAUUGACCGAAGCCGAGGGCACGCCUCGAUCGUCUGUAGCUGGUUCACCAGCUCCAGAAGGAACGCCGAAUCCUGAUCGCGAUACACCGAUGGGCGAGACCGAUCAACCACUCAUAUUCCGGGAUCCUAUCUUAGAGAAGACCAAGGCUGCAGAAGAGAGAGAUAAGGUCGUCCCUGUUAUACCUCUUGAUCAGGCAAUUCUCGAAAGCUUGACUCAAGGUGCUCGUGGCGAGGAACGGAAGAUGCGUGACUUCUUCGGUGGCAUUAUGCUUAUCGGUGGAGGUAGCAAGACGCCAGCUCUCCAACAGUUUCUCGAGACAAGACUCAGGGAACUGCGACCUUACUAUGGAAAGGAGAUUCUUGUCGGAGCGCCGCCGAGGGAUUUUGAUCCUCAAGUAGUUGCCUGGAAAGGUGGAAGCGUCUUUGGCAGGCUGUCAACGCAUGGAAACGACAGCUGGAUCAGCAAGUCUGAGUACAACAUCCUCGGCAGCAGACUGUUAACGCACAAAUGUAUGUUCGCCUGGUAGAGGGUGUCAGACCAUAUUUGGUCAAGCGGGAACAAUAUACAUCUAGAAUCAUCAUCACUAUCGAAUGUUAGCUCAAUAUUACUAUUUAUUCCCCC
Aaosphaeria arxii CBS 175.79 is the source of this 2615-nucleotide messenger RNA. RefSeq names its product actin-like ATPase domain-containing protein. Bases 370 to 2520 code for a protein of 716 amino acids. Gene Ontology annotation, cellular component: Ino80 complex. The transcript is spliced from 4 exons. The record is from RefSeq and is a predicted model, not a curated record. Gene Ontology annotation, biological process: double-strand break repair; regulation of DNA-templated transcription. Lineage: Eukaryota; Fungi; Ascomycota; Dothideomycetes; Pleosporales.